Messenger RNA from Parasteatoda tepidariorum (common house spider), 1125 nucleotides. Its product is annotated as protein FAM200A-like. The record is from RefSeq and is a predicted model, not a curated record. Lineage: Eukaryota; Metazoa; Arthropoda; Arachnida; Araneae; Theridiidae.
AUGGAUUCCNUGAUUGAUAAAUUUUUCAAUGAAUAUAACAUUCUGUGGGAGAACUGUGUUGGACUAUGCACAGAUGGAGCUCCAUCUAUGGCAGGAAAAAACGCUGGUCUACAGGCACUAGUUCGAAAGGUGGCUCCUCGGGCAAGUUGGACGCAUUGCAUGAUUCAUAGACAAUCACUUGUUUCAAGAGAUAUGGGUGAAGAUUUACUAACAGUAUUUCAAGUUAUUAUAAGAGUUGUAAAUUUUAUCAAAAAUAGCCCAUUAAGAGGAAGGCUUUUCGCAAACUUGUGUAAUGACAUGGGUUCAGAAUAUACAUCACUUCUAUAUUAUUGUGAGGCACGUUGGCUUUCUCGUUCCAAAGUACUUCAAAGGGUGUUUGAGCUAAAACAAGAGAUCGCCAUAUUCCUUACUGAUAAUAAUAGAGAUGAAGCAAACUUGUUUUAUGACACGAAAUUCCUUGUAAAACUUACGUAUUUAGUGGAUAUUUUUCAAAGACUCCGUACUUUAAAUAAAUCAAUGCAAGGGCCUCAAAUUCAUGCUUUUGGCGAGAAAGACAAGGUUACUGCAUUUAUGAGAAAAUUGGAACUGUGGAUAAUAAGUUUGAAAAAUAAUAACUUUGACAUGUUUCCCACUUUUAAAAUUACCUGUCUUGCAGAUGAAAUAGAAGAAAGUAAAGUUCUUAUUAAUAAACACUUGACCAGUUUAAGGGAGCAAUUCUCGUUUUACUUUAAAGAUCUUGACAUGUCCAAAUAUGAAUGGAUUAGAAACCCGUUUGUGAUUGAAAAAUAUGAUGAUUUUGGUCUUACGACAGCAGAGCAGGAAAUGAUAAUUGACUUAUCUAGUGACAGCACAUUAAAGCAGAUGUUUCAACACAAAAAUAAUAUUGUCACGUUUUGGUUACGAGUAAAGGACGAGUUUCCUACUUUAACAAAUAAAGCUUUAGAAAUUUUAUUGCCCUUUGUAACAUCUUACUUAUGUGAAACUGGGUUUUCCGCAGUAGCUGUCUUAAAGACAAUGUAUCGAUCUUGCUUAAAGAUUGAAAAGGAACUGAGAACCGCGAUAUCUUCAAUGAUACCACGGUUUGACAUAAUUUGUGCUGAAAAACAAGCUCACCCUUCACAUUAA